Messenger RNA from Stegodyphus dumicola, 2586 nucleotides. RefSeq names its product neural cell adhesion molecule 1-like. Lineage: Eukaryota; Metazoa; Arthropoda; Arachnida; Araneae; Eresidae. The record is from RefSeq and is a predicted model, not a curated record. Gene Ontology annotation, biological process: synapse organization; homophilic cell-cell adhesion. Gene Ontology annotation, cellular component: neuronal cell body; plasma membrane; axon. Gene Ontology annotation, molecular function: protein binding; axon guidance receptor activity.
UGUGUGCGGUAGUGUGAUUUUUGAUGCUGUCAACCAUUUCGUCCGUGCGCAUUGUAUCGCUAUUUUCAGGAAACUUGAUAUUCCGGGAGAGUAAUAUUUAUUUUAAAUUUCUUCCGGAAGCCAGGAGAUUUUAAUUUUCAGGGCUGAAUUCCGGGAGAAUUCCGGAAGAGGUGGCAACCCUACUUACACCUCUUCAUGUUGAUCUGUUUUCCUAAUGGAGAAGGAGUGGUUUAGUUUGACAGUGCAAGUUACGACAGAUCUGUGGCUAUCAUUUAAUGAUUGCAAGAGUAUCUCACAGAUUUUGUUACCAUGAUUUGGCCAUUGCAGUUUUUCAGCAUAAAUCCUUACAAAAUGUCAAGGCACUUAUUGAGGCUCAGUAGUAACCCAACUUAUCACUGAAUUUCUCUCUUAUAAGUUUUGGUCUUUCUUUGUGCAUUUAAGAUGAUAUAAUUACAGACCACAUGUAAGAUACUAUUGUUUCCUUGAGUUUGCCUCUUAAAACUUAAGUAUCUUUUAUGCGAAAACAGUGCCCAGUUAAACUUUUAGCUGAUGUCUGCCUAAUUUUAAAGUAGGAAGUUCUUUUAUUUAUAUUAGCAUGAAACAUUUAAAUUUUUAAUUUUAUCACUUGACCAAUAGCCAAAUGGCUAAGGCUGCUGAAUAUAUUUAGUCUCACCCCAGUGAACAAAAAGACUGGCUGCUGGGAUGGUUUUGUGGUUUAUAUAAGAUGAAUACAAGUCAUUUCUUCCUGAAAAUUUCUCUGUGAAACCAUCCCUUCCCUUAGGCAAAUAUCCCUUGCAUGCUUUUCAGUGUUUGAAUCAAUUAGAUAAUGAGGAUUCUGAAGAAGUACCAUCCACACAUAUGCCUCAUUUGCUGUCUGAACCACUUGAUUUGAUUGAAGCUACCAUUGGAGAAUCUGUUACAUUCCCUUGUGAUGUUGAUGAUUUAGGAGAUUUUGUAGUGUUAUGGAAAAAGGGUAAAAGUUUGCUAUUUGCUGGAGAACUGCGAAUCGUACGAGAUGACCGAAUAAAGUUAAAUAAGACUUCGUUAGUAGUAACUUCUGUUCUGCCAAAAGAUAGUGGAGAAUAUGCCUGUCAAAUAAGUACCAGUCCACCAUUGGAACUUGCUCAUAAUUUGGAUGUUCUUUAUCCACCAUCUGUCAAACCCCGUCCACGAGAUGGAUUAGUGACAGUGAAAGAAGGUGAAACUGUCACUUUAUCCUGUGAAGCAACAGGAAACCCUCAACCAGUUAUAACUUGGAAACAUUCUGGCCGCAAUUAUGAUAGCUAUGAUGGAGACAGUUACCAUAUAAGUAGUGCCCAAAAAAGUGAUUCUGGAGAAUAUGAGUGUAUUGCUGAUAACAGGGUUGGAGAUCCUGCAUCAACAACAAUUAUAGUAGAAGUUGUGGCUGCUCCAAAAGUGUAUGCAGAACCAAAAAGUGGUCUAAUAGUUGUAAAAGAAGGUGAAGAAAUUUCAAUCUCAUGUGAAGCAUCUGGAGACCCAACUCCAACUAUUUCUUGGAAGAAACCUGGUUCAGAUAAACUUCAGCAAGUUCGAGAAAAGAACAGGAUUGUGAUAUCAGAGGCAAACAGAAGCCAUGCUGGUUCCUAUGAAUGCGUAGCCAGCAACUCCCUUGGAAUCUCCACUUCAGCUAUCAUCAGAGUUCAAGUUUUAUAUGCUCCUGAGAUUCAAGUACCCAAUUCUUGGGUUCAUGCCAAAGAAGGGACCAAUGUAAAUAUUUCUUGCAUAAUACGAGGAGAGCCAGUUCCUUCUAUGAUGUGGAAAAAGGCAGAUGGUCAAGUUAUCCAUAACAGUGAGCAUUAUCAUUUGAAAACAUUAGGUCAUCUUCACACGCUGCAGAUUCGCGAUUUGAAAGAAGAAGAUUUUGGUCGUUAUGAAUGUGCAGCUAGCAAUUCUUUGAGUAGUGCAUCUGAAAAUGUGCACAUCAUUGGCACACCUCAAGUUCCUAUUUUCACAAGUAAACCUCAUGGCUCUCAAGGGUCAAAAUAUACACUUUCUUGGACAGUAGAUUCUCUCACCCCAGUUGAUGAAUAUUCCGUGAUGUACCGAAAAAAAUCUGGUAAUGGUGAAUGGGAAACAAAAACCGUUCCAGCUACAGAGGAAAGUGAAAAUGAUACACAUACUCAGAUGUUUCAGUUGGUAGAUUUAAAACCUGGAACUUUAUAUGAAGCUGUUGUUACAGCUAGAAAUAAAUUUGGAUGGAGCAAACAAAGUGAAGCUCUUGUUUUCAGUACAAGAAAAGAUGUAGAGCUGUCUUCAACUGCAACAAGUGAAGAAGUGACAAUGCCACCUGCUGUAACUGAAAAUGAUAUGCCAGUCACAAAUGACAAACAUUCGGAUUCUAUUACAAGCAGUUCUUCCACCUCCACCACCAGCCUUAUGUCUAUGUUUCCAUUUGUGAUUAUUCUUUACAUUCAGAAACACCUCUAGCUUUCCAUAAAAAAAAAAAAAAAAAAAAAAAAAAUUCGGCACAGUUUUAUGGUCUGGACAUUUACAACUUGAGAAUCUAAGCAAAUAAGUGUCUUGAAGGAAUGUGAUACAGAUCACCUGUCAUUCCUCAUGAAAAAA